AUGCCUUUGGCAUGGUUCCACGAGGUGCAAGGAGUUCUCUGGCCCGAUGCCAUCCCCCAUGACGUGCUUUCGGCUCGGGAGAUCGAAAUCAUCGUGGAGAAUUACAAGCAGGGGGGGUCGGUGAGAGAGAUGGCCAAAAAGUUUUGGCAGGCUGCAGAGGCCAAGCGAAUCUUUGAUUGCAUUCCUUUAAGAUAG
Molecule: messenger RNA, 195 nt
Organism: Symbiodinium sp. CCMP2456
Lineage: Eukaryota; Dinophyceae; Suessiales; Symbiodiniaceae
Source: the annotation of a GenBank genome assembly